CUCACGCUUGAGCUGCGUCCCCGCUCGCACUCGAGCCGCUUUCGCCCGACGCUUCGGGAUCAGUGCCACGCACGCCCCAAUCCAAAACGCUCCUCGGGUCUGUUCGGCAGACUACGGAUGACGGGGGCGCGCCGCCGCGCCCCCCGUCGUAGCGAGCAUCGCACGCUUUCGAAUGCGUUCGGGUUCUCGCUGAACCCUUGGCCUUGCUGCACCCUCGCUAUCGUGAGGCUUGGUCGCCCUUGCGACGCUUCCCAGGGCUCGUGA
Messenger RNA from Heterobasidion irregulare TC 32-1, 264 nucleotides. RefSeq lists its product as uncharacterized. The record is from RefSeq and is a predicted model, not a curated record. The transcript has a single exon. Lineage: Eukaryota; Fungi; Basidiomycota; Agaricomycetes; Russulales; Bondarzewiaceae. The annotation marks the transcript as partial.